Herpailurus yagouaroundi (jaguarundi) is the source of this 1040-nucleotide messenger RNA. Its product is annotated as PHD finger protein 14-like. Lineage: Eukaryota; Metazoa; Chordata; Mammalia; Carnivora; Felidae. The record is from RefSeq and is a predicted model, not a curated record. The transcript has 4 exons. The annotation marks the transcript as partial.
UUUUGACGGAGGAAAUUUACUGCCCGGGGCUGCUGGGGCCUGAGGGCGCCUCUGACAGGGGAGCCGUUUCCUCCAAACGACCACCUCACGGAUUCCUUAGUAAGUGUGUCGGAGGCCUCCGGCGGGAGAAAGUGGAUCGCAGCUCCAAGAGGAGGCAGGUGAAGCCUUUGGCAGCUUCUCUGCUAGAAGCUCUCGAUUAUGAUAGUUCAGAUGACAGUGAUUUUAAAGUUGGAGAUGCCUCAGAUUCUGAAGGGAGUGGUAAUGGAAGUGAAGAUCCUUCAAAGGACAGUGGAGAAGGUUCCUGUAGUGAUUCUGAAGAAAAUAUUUUAGAAGAAGAACUGAAUGAAGAUAUUAAAGUAAAAGAAGAACAACUUAAAAAUUCUGCAGAGGAAGAAAUACUGUCCUCAGAAAAACAGUUAAUUAAAAUGGAAAAGAAGGAGGAAGAAGAGAAUGGAGAAAGACCUAGAAAGAAAAAGGAGAAAGAGAAAGACAAGGAAAAAGAGAAGGAGAAAGAAAAAGAGAAAGAGAAGGAAAGAGAGGAGAAAGAAAAAGCGACAGUAUCUGAUAAUGUGGCUGCUUCUGCUGCUUCUACCACACCAGCCAUAAGUCCUCCUGCUGUUAACACAUCUCCAUCAGUCCCCACUACAACAACUACUACAGAGGAACAAGUCAGUGAGCCAAAAAAGUGGAACCUUCGUCGAAAUCGACCACUUUUGGAUUUUGUAUCCAUGGAAGAGCUGAAUGAUAUGGAUGACUAUGACAGUGAAGAUGACAAUGAUUGGCGACCUACUGUAGUAAAGAGAAAGGGAAGAUCUGCAUCUCACAAAGAAGGAAGUGAUGGAGACAAUGAGGAUGAUGAAGAUGAGGGAAGUGGAAGUGAUGAGGAUGAGAAUGAUGAAGGCAAUGAUGAAGAUCACAGCAGCCCUGCCAGUGAUGGGGGUUGCAAGAAGAAGAAGAGUAAAGUUCUUAGCAGAAACAGUGCUGAUGAUGAGGAACUGACCAAUGAUAGCCUGACACUAUCUCAAAGCAAGAGUAAUGAG